AUGACGCUUUUCAAUCCCACUUCGAUCCUUGUGGGAUUCCUCCUGCUGUACCUCUCGUCCUUUUUCAUAUUCGCUAUCGUCCGGAUCGCGACGGGUAUCUCCAUUCAACGGAUCGGCUACUUCUCGCUGCGCCGAAUCGCAUACACCCCGAAGGAAGGGCUCCAUAUCGAAAUUCGCGGACUCGGCUUCUCGUUACACCCCCCCGUCGUUACCGUGGACUCGACCACGCUGGGGAAGGGAAAACGCGAAGCGUCGCCAGGAAUAUUGGACUCGCCGGAUCCUUCUAGCCCCUCCGAAGAACCGCCCGCGCCCGAGCCCGGACGAAGCAAAACAUGGAAGACCUUGACCCGGAUUAAGGAACAGCUCAAGAGGCUCCACCGUCAGAUCAAUUGGUUAGCGCUGGUGGAUGUGACUGCGGUCAAUACAGCCGUCCACUUUGUCAAUGCCGGACAGAUCCAUGUCGGAUCGCUAUCCCUUUCUGUCGACACGCGAAGCAAAAUGGUGGAACGAGGCAAGCUGUUUCGUCGCAAGAAGGACAUGUCGCAGGACCAACGACCAGCGGAGUGGAUAAUGAACGUUCAGAAUGUUCUCCUCAACGUCGACGGCCGAGAGCCAAUCGAAAUCCUGGACAACGUUGGUGUGAAUCUCCAUGGACUUCUCCAUAAGGAGCUGGACGGACUUAGAGAUGCUUCGAUAGCCCUCAAGAUCGGACGCAUGCACAUUCCAUACGACGAUAUCCGUCUCAUGUUAUCACACAUGAAGCCCAUGCAGACUGACAAGGAACAACCGAGUACCGAAGCGGACGACACAAUAUCAUUUACCGAUUUCGUGGAGGAGCUCGACAAGCCCGGGAGCAGAGACGAUGUCCUUGUCCAGACGGUGGCAGAUUCCAAAGAGUUUGCUAGUUCAUUGCUUCGGGGGAUUCAAGAGAUACAGAUCGCUCUUAGUUUCUUCCGCGUCUCACAGAGCAUUCAGUCUCUAUCAGCAGGACAAACCCCUGUGUACCUCAAUGUGGUUUCUCACGAGCUCGGCAUUGAUCUACAUCGCAUGGACCAGAAGAGCCCGGAACAUCGUAUGUAUUUCCAGCGGAACGAUGUUGCUCACCAGGCUCUACUUGCUGCCAUCUCCCUUUCGGUCAGCCUGGACGAUGAAUCGGGCGAGACGGACAAUAUCUUGUAUGUCCCUAUGGCCACGACGACCAUCAAAACCACACUGCCUUCCAAGACAGUGAGCGCAUUUGAUGACGAAAAUGCCGAAGAGCGAAACACCAACGUCCUCUUCGCCAACCUGGUCGUCACAUCGCCUUCCGUUGACCUCCUACCGCAACACGUUUCCAGGCUCAUGGCAAUGGCACACGCCAGGGCCUCUUCGCCGCGCAGCAAGAAGCGAGAUAACCAUCAACUGAUCUCACGGUUGCUUCCAAAGGCCAGUAUCAAACUGUCCGUUCACGAGCCUGUGAUCCGGUUUGUCCUUCCAAUUGAGAAGGAGUCAGGCCCUCCCGACGAAUACAACCUCCUUAUUUCCUCCAUAUCCUCUAUCUCCCUCGAUAUUGAGUCCUCUCAUUCCUCUGAAGGUGGCGCCCACUACUCCCUAUCUUCCGUUUACCGAGUUGCCUCCCACAAAUUUUAUUACCAAACCCCUGCAGGCAACAAACAUAAUUUGCUCACAAGCGAAAGCAUGGAGCUCAAGGCUCAUUUGAAUGCCACCCCGGAGGUCUGUGUCAUAGCUUCAGGAAGCUUGAACGAGUGUUCAAUUCACAUGAUCGAUGGGGAGGUCAACCGUGGAAUCCGCGAAGUUUUGCAACAGUUCAUCAUGCAGAUGCAAUCGUCUAAGCGGACACCCAUGCCAGCAAAUGAGCGGAAGCCAAGCAUUCUGAGGCGAGUCCCUCGGUGGUUGAUUCAAUUUUCAUUCGAAGCCACAGGGACUAGCGUCGAAGUCGCUGGCGUGGAUACCACCGUGUCUGACAUUUCGCGUGGUGUUUCUUUCCAACUUCAAUCAUGGACUGCAGAAUACAAGGCACAGAAAACGGAACAGAAUGUUGGCAGUAUUGCCAGACGACGUACACCGAGUCAUUCUACAAUUGGCGACGAAUCACCCUUUCGAUUCCCCCCAACCUCCCCGCCCAAGGCUACGCACAACCAGCGGGGUGCUACGGAUGGACGGCGUUUGGCCCUUCAUGCUCGUGGCUUUGAUGGCUUUGUCAUCGAGUCGGAAGAUUACCUGGAGCCUGAGCCAUUCUUCUCCUUGCCUCGAUUUGAGAUUGCGCUGAGCACAAACAGUGACCGCAUGGGCCCGGUUCUGCACGUCACAUCUGUUUUCAAGGGUAUCUACCUGCAGUACUCAUUGUAUCGGUUCUACUGCCUUGGAGUCGCCAUCUCAGUCGUGCAGGAUGUGCUUACACCAUUACCGGAAAAGUUCCCGGGAUCCCCUCACGACAAAUCUAGAAAACCUGCAAGCGUGUCUAUGCCACCUCCUCCGGCCUACAAAUGGUCGCCAAAGAAGGAGCUAGUCACCUGCGACUUGAAGGUCACUGUAAUUCAGCUCAAGGCGAACUUACCACACGAUCCUCAAAUAAUGAUUCAAGUCUAUGGACUUGCCGGUGCUUCUCAACGUCUUUCCACCCCCUAUGUGAAAGCUAGUCUUGUUCGCAUGCACGCUGAAGCGCCCAAACUCAAGGGAGUUUGGGCUCGAAUUGGAAUUAUGAAUAAUGUCCGAUUGGAUUUCCGAGCCAUGAAGAGGAAACAAGGGAAUUCCUUGGUUGAUGAAAGAUCCAUCGAUUUAUGCACAGACUUCAUCCGGAUUGGUGUCCCUCAUCACAUGGUGAUGCAUCGCAUCUUCGACAACUUGAUCAACACUUCGAAGGCUUUCAAACAACUCAGUCAUCGUUUCAAGCAUAAAUGCAGGGAAUUCGGCUCGAAACGAGAACCAGAAGGCGUGAAGAAGGUACCAAAGAUAUCCAUUCGCAGUAAAGCCCUGCUCUUUGAACUCGAGGACGAUGGAUUUGAAUGGAAGCUGGGUUGCAUCUACCGCGUUGGAAUGAUUGAGCAGGCUCAACGGCUGGCCCGGGAAGAUGCCUUCGAAUUGAAAUCCAACAAAGUCAAUCAAACUGACCAGCGACGUGCUACGUCCCGACUCCGAGCCAAGUCUAGCAAUCGAACAUUACGCAGUGAGCGCACUAGCCAAGAUACAAGGCGAAGCAGAAGUGCAGAUGAACGACCAAAGACGGGCACCAAAGAGCGCGGGAGAGGUCGCAAGUACCGUUACGAUACUGAAGGUGCGACAUGUCUUUCAUCAGAGCAGAAGAUCUCAGCAGAUGCUGCUUGGAACCGUCUUCAGCAGUACAAUGGACAGGUCUGGAAGGAAAAGAUCGAUGCGGCGCUCAAGUUCCAGGGUACAUCCAUCAAAGAAGUCAGAAACCUUUUCUGUGGUGCAGAUGAGCCCCCUGGGGACGUAAAGGAGACCGAGACUAUCCUCUCCAUCCCGAACAGACCCGGCUUGAUGUCGGCUCUGAUCAGUGAUGUCAACCUCACCAUCGACAAACCCUCAUUUGCGAUCGAUGAACUUCCCGAAUAUCUGAAUCGGAUUGGCAAGGGAAUGCCAACAACCAUGCAGUACGGGCUGCUUGUUCCAAUGAGUUUCAAUCUCGAAAUGGGCGAAGCACGAGUAAACCUCAGAGAUUACCCUCUGGAUUUGUUGCAUAUCCCGGCUCUGCGCCCAGGUCAAUCACCAAGGCUUCCCAGUUGGUCACUGCGCACAAACUUUGUCAUUGCUGAAGAAUGGCGCGAUCAUGAAUCUGCUAGACAGGUUGAAGUGGAGCUUGUUCCUGCCUCUGCGGGCCCUGAUGGUGUUGUUCGUGAACCGUUCAAGAUUCCUGUCUGGCGAUCCGUUACGCCUGUCAAGACGUAUUCCGAUCCAGUCAUUGAGAUCAACACUAGCUUGCCAACCAGCAUUUCGUGGGGCGUUUCCUACCAGCCCGUCAUUCAAGACAUGAUGAAGAUCAUCGAAGGUUUCACCAAACCUGAGAUCGACCCAUCUGAACGAGUCGGUUUCUGGGACAAGAUUCGACUCAGUUUCCACUCUCGAAUCCAAGUUCUUUGGAAGGAAGAUGGAGAUGUUCAUUUGCGUCUGAAGGGCUCUCGUGAUCCAUAUGUGGUAACUGGAUUCGGCAGCGGCUUUGUCAUGUGCUGGCGCAGGGACGUCAAAUGGGAAAUCCACACCAGUGACAAUCCCAUGGAAUUCAUGAGCGUUACUAGUGGGGAGUACGUGCUUGCCAUUCCCGACUACAGCGCCGAAGCAAGAUGGGCAAACGAGGCUACCACCGAGGAACAGGAGAACAGUUCGACCUCCAGUGAACAAAAGAAUGCUGCUCAUUUCAAGAAGGUCGUCAUGAAGCUGUCUGGCGACGUCAAAUGGGCAGCAGGACUGGUUUUCGAGCGAGAUAUCGACAAUGACGCCCGCUCCUUCUCUUUCAAGCCCCACCAUGAGGUUGUCCUUAAGAAUCCCAAAUACAUUGACCAAGCUGGGCUGGCCAACUACGAUGCUUAUCGAGGAUUCCGAAGUGACCACAUCCACCUAUCUGUUUCGAUUAUUGCGCCGCAUAGCAGAAAUUGGUCUGCUGAUAGCGUCCAGCCAUCUUCGAGUUAUAACACCGUUCACCUCACACCCCGCUUCUUUACACACUUCUUCAACUGGUGGUCUCUAUUCUCAGGUGUGAUGUCGCUUCCCGUUCGACAAGGACCCCUUUGGCCAGGUAUCACCAAGACCAGCAAAAAGUUCAAUCGUCACCUGGCCACUGUCAAAUACAAAAUUCUGCUGGCUCCGCUAUUUAUCGCCCACAUCUACAAGCACAAAGAUCGCGAAGAUUACUCGGAAGAUUCCGUUACGGCUACAGGUAUCAAGGUUCGCCUGGAUUGCUUGAAGCUUGACAUUCACCAGCGCCGUGAACAGAUCAAGACACAGGCACGAGGUCGCUCAAAACAAACCAGAACGAGUGCAAUGCGCAUCAAUCAAGCUCAAAUCGAUAUGCAGUCUGCCGACUUCCGCGCCGUCUCUGCAAGCAUUGAAGGCACAAACCCGGAGGAUGUGGAGCAAACCAAAGACGACAUCAUUUCCUCCUUCCAGCGACCUGCGGCGUCUGUUGACUUGUCUCGAUUCACAAUCCCCGAUCACAACCUGGACUGGGUUGAUAUGGAUGACUUUGUGGAGCCGGACUGGAUCCUUCCACAAGAGUCCAAUCCCCGUACCCAGAUCUUGCCCCUUGCCUUCACGCCGCGCUUUACCUAUUUCCGCAACACAGACCAUUGUGAUGUGGGUCCCGACGAAACAGGGUACAGCAGCUUUGGCGACGAGCCGACUCACGAAUGUGUCAUGUCUGAGACGAACGAUCCCCGCCGUGUUCAGAUUGAACUGGUCAAGGAUCGUCUUGCAACAGUUGAGGCUCAGAUUCGCAAUUACAACCGCACGCUCGGAGAGCAAGAACUCAAGCUCACGCGAGAGAUCGACCCCGAAGCUCAGCUAAAAGCCGAACAUGAGGUUUUCCUUCGACAGUCCGAGUCACUGACGAGACGACAAAAGUUCUUGACCUCGACCCUCCAACGCCUCGAGAGACACAUCAAUCGGGAUGAGCGGACGGGAUACGGCAACUCACUUGGAAACAAUGCGGCACCCAGUACUGCAUCUAUCCGAACCGGCCGAACCGGUCGGGAUGCCGACUCCACGACCGAUGGCCGAUCCUCGGGUCUUGGCGGCAUUUAUUCCUCCGCCAACGAUGAGUUUGAGAGUGAUUUCAACAAUCGUUUCAUGAUUCACAAUGUACAACUCAAGUGGAACAACUCGCUCCGAAACAUCAUCUUGCGAUACAGCCACCAAGUCAGCCAGCGGCGUGGAUUUGUAUACUACAUGUCUCGCCGAGCUGUCAAGUUCAUUCUUGAUAUCGUCGAAGAACAAGACAAGAAUCAACGCAAGCAUCCUAAGAUGUCCAAGACACAAACUCACACUUCCAACAAUGAAGACGGUGAGGAUGUUGAGGAUCGCAUCGAGCAACUGCUGAAUGAUGCCAAACGCUAUGUCAAUGUUGAAGAGAAUGACCCACCCGACUCGAAUACUCAAUCGCCUACUUCUUCUUCGGACGACUCGAGCGAGAACAUUGCGCCAGAAUUCACACCCCAGAACAGCUACCACCUGCGCCUCAUUGCUCCCCAGAUUCAACUUCUCAGCGAAAAGAAUCGGAAGUCGGUGUUGCUUGUUGCUGCCAAAGGUAUGGAACUCAAGGUGGUUUCUAUCAUGGAUAAGGCCCGUGUCGCAGAUGAUGUGAGUGGCCUGGUGCAACGCCGCUUCUCUCUUGAGAUGGACGGUGCUCAAUUCUUCGUCGCGACACAGAAGAAUCUGAUGGCCAACUUGCAAUUCUAUGCUGGCAACAAAUACGGCAAUGCGCCAGGAUCAGCUUGGCCUCCGUGGUUGACCUUGGAAGCCAUGUUCGAUUUCGAACUCAAUCCUUUCGGCUUCUCUCGCAUUAUCCAGAAAACUUCUGCCAGUCUUCGUUACGACAAGUACAACAACCUCCGUCUCAAAUACAACGAGGAAGUGGCCAAGGGCCAAGGGCCACACCCCGAAGACCAAGAGGACCGUAUGGACUCGAUCAGUGUCGACUUCCCCCAUUUCCGCGCAAUCUGCGACUCUGCGGAGUACUAUUCUAUGUACAUCAUUGUGCUUGAUUUGAUGCUCUACAGUGAACCUCUCGAGAAGGUUCGCAAUGAGCGCUUGGAGAGGAUUAUGCUCACUUCCGACUUCAGUGAUUUGCGUGGCGCCCCUGAGAUGGUGUUCAAGCUUCAAGCCCGAAUCCGCCAACUGGAAGAGAUCAAGGAGUACUUCCAGAUCAAUGCGAAGUACCUCGACAAACAAGGCUGGGAAGACCGGCUGGCCCUCGAGCGCGACCUGUCUCAAUGUGAAGACGAAUUGUUCUUCAUGAUGAAGGCCAUCACCACUUCCCAAAGAAGAAUGGAGCCUAGCUCGUCAAGGGCUGAUGGUGUCAAUGGUGUGCUUCGCUGGAGCAUCUCGGCCAGCGAGGUCGUGUGGCAUUUGAUGAAGGAUGCCAAUGAGCCUUUGAUUGAGUUCCAAUUACGCAAUGCUUCAUAUGAAAGAACCGACAACACUGACGGUUCCAACCACAACUUGGUAUCAGUGGAGCGACUUUUCGGACUGAACUUGCUUCCAGAUGCCAUCUACCCCCAGAUUAUUGCGCCAUACCUCGAUGGGGCACGCACUCUUGAUGACUUCAUGCUGCGCAUCAAAUGGCACAUGCUAGAGGCUGUCGCUGGAAUUCCUGUGCUCGACAAUUUCGAAAUCUCCUUGUUCCCACUCAAGAUUCAGCUCGAACGCGAGCUUGGCCAGAGAGUCUUUGAGUACAUUUUCCCGAAUGUGGGAUCUAACGCGUUCGAGGCUGGUGGCUUCUCGCCUUUCAUGAUAAAGAACAUGAAACCCCUCGACGAAUCAGAUGACGAAGACGAGGAUUAUGAUUCCAGCAGCAGGCCUUUGACACGCUCGACAAGCAUUGAUGGCGACAGCUCUUCCAUGGACAGCUUGGCUAUAUCCAAGGGUCCGGGAUCCAUCGAAUUGCGACUUCAGCCUACACUCUCGCUUGUAGACGAUGCCAACAAGUCCAGUAGUCGCUCGUCACACCUGAAGGGCCUCGCAAUGACGCCUAUCCACCAGGACAACAACAGACUUGGUGUAUCGGAGACCGCACGGCAAACAGGCCGACCCGCUACGACAGGGGGCCUCAGCAAGAAGAAGUCCGCCGACAGUAUCCGCAUGUUGACGAAGCAGCCCACGGAACGAUCACUCUCCAGCCAUAGUGCGGGCGAGGAAAGUCGCAAGAAGUUUGGCAUGGGCAAGGGGUCUAAUAAGGGCGGCAAAUCCAAGGAGCCUACAGACGACUUGUCUCAAAUGAUCUCCCGCGCCUCCAACUACAUGACCUUGGCCCAUGUCAAGGUGAACGAUGUGGUCCUUUGUAUGAGCUACAAAGGCAAAGGAGAACACAAUCUCGAGGAUCUGCACGACUUUGUGUUCCGUCUUCCAGUCCUCGAGUACGGUAACAAGACAUGGUCCAAUCUGGAUCUUGCUCUGCGUCUCAAGAAGGAUGUGAUCAAGGCCCUGAUUUCGCAUGCCCCUGCCAUUCUUGGCAACAAGUUCUCCCAUCACCGACCUUCCAAGCAACAACAAAAGCGUUAUCGCGAGCUUGCGUCCUCAUCUCAACUUCUGCCCAGUGCGUCGAGCACGCUAAACCCAAGCAAAAGUCAACCCCAGAGCCUGGCCAGCUACGAUUCCAACAGCGAUUAUUCCGAGUCCCGCUCUCGCAAGUCUAUGCAGUCCAAUACUUCGCCCUUGGCUCGAUCAACCUCGUUGAUCUCAGAUCCCACUAUACAUGACUCUCGGUCCGCCAAUGAAGUAGACGUGGAUUCUCGUUGGGAGGCAUCGCGUCGAUUCGUCAAUCCACCUCCACCCGAGAGGCCAGUGACGUCUGGUAAUAUUAGAACCACGAAUGAAUCCGGCAGGGGUGAUCAUGACGAGAGCCACAUCAAAACAAUCCGCAGCAUCGGCCGAAAGCUCACAUUCCGCAAAUGA
This is a messenger RNA of Penicillium brevicompactum, 8622 nucleotides long. Its product is annotated as FMP27 family protein. The coding region runs from base 1 to 8622 and encodes 2873 amino acids. The record is from RefSeq and is a predicted model, not a curated record. NCBI's taxonomy places the organism in Eukaryota, Fungi, Ascomycota, Eurotiomycetes, Eurotiales, Aspergillaceae. The transcript has 4 exons.